UGUUCUUAUUUUCCAGCUGUAUGGGGAAACUUUGUCAAUAUGAGGUCUCUUCAAGAAAAUGGGGAUCAGAAGGUGGAAAGUAAAAUAGAGGAGGCAGUUGCACCUCUAAGGGAGAAAAUCAAAGAUCUAGAAAAAAGUUUCACCCAGAAAUACCCCCCAGUGAAAUUUUUAUCAGAAAAGGAUCGCAAAAGAAUCCUGAUAACUGGAGGAGCAGGGUUUGUGGGUUCUCAUCUUACUGACAAACUAAUGAUGGAUGGCCAUGAGGUUACAGUUGUGGACAACUUCUUUACGGGCAGGAAAAGAAAUGUGGAGCACUGGAUUGGUCAUGAGAACUUCGAACUGAUAAAUCAUGAUGUCGUUGAGCCCCUGUACAUUGAAGUGGACCAGAUCUACCAUCUGGCAUCUCCUGCUUCUCCUCCAAAUUACAUGUAUAAUCCUAUAAAAACAUUAAAGACCAACACUAUUGGGACAUUAAACAUGCUGGGUUUAGCCAAACGUGUUGGAGCUCGGCUGCUGCUGGCCUCUACAUCAGAGGUGUAUGGAGAUCCUGAAGUUCACCCUCAAAAUGAGGAUUACUGGGGCCAUGUGAAUCCAAUAGGUCCGAGAGCCUGCUAUGAUGAAGGAAAACGGGUUGCAGAGACCAUGUGCUAUGCAUACAUGAAGCAG
Messenger RNA from Pterocles gutturalis (yellow-throated sandgrouse), 666 nucleotides. Its product is annotated as UDP-glucuronic acid decarboxylase 1. The annotation marks the transcript as partial. Gene Ontology annotation, molecular function: NAD+ binding; UDP-glucuronate decarboxylase activity. Lineage: Eukaryota; Metazoa; Chordata; Aves; Pterocliformes; Pteroclidae. The transcript is spliced from 8 exons. Gene Ontology annotation, cellular component: cytoplasm. Gene Ontology annotation, biological process: D-xylose metabolic process. The record is from RefSeq and is a predicted model, not a curated record.